AUGCAGAACACCUUGGAGAAGCUCCAGGCCCAGCCUUCCUCCAGCUGUGGCCCAGUGGAGGUGGCCCUGCCUGGGCUGGUGUUCGACCUGAGCUCGCUGGUUCUGUACGGAGCUGAAGCCGUUCCCGUGCGGCUGAAGAUACUGUUGGACCGACUCUACAGCAUCCUGACUCCAGAGCAGGUUGGCCACAUUCUCCACACACUGGGCUGGAGUUUGGGAGAUUAUGUUAGAGGAUACAUGCUGCAGUAUCCCGGUGGGAAAGUGUUGGAUCGCUGGAUGAUGGUGACUCCUGAAGAAGAGCUGCUCAUCCUCAAACAGUUCCUUCGUUUUGGUGAAACUCGCCCUAUCGUUGAGUUAAUGACGCUUCAGUGCCUGGCAGCUGUCAGUUACCUCUCUGACCCAGAGCUAAAGCCCGCCUCCAAGAGCUGCCAGUCAAACAUCAGCACAUUCAUCGAGCACAACGGAGGAACAUCGGGGACGGACAGGAAAUCAAUGGGAGAUUCCUGUUUGGUGGCCGGCGUCUGCCGUUUUGAGAAAGGCAGUCUGGCUGACCACAACGACACUGUCCACCAUUUUGAAAACUUUCCGAGUGGACUGUCUUUGCUUCUGCCUUUCCAUUUUCCAAGCUCUGCCUUCCAGUGUUUGGUUUCUCCCACAAAGGAUCCUCCCUUGAAGCUAACACAAUGUCUACAGAAGCCCAACGGGACCAAACUGGCUGAGAGACACAGGCAGGACAGAGGAAAGAGAACGCAAGAGAAUCCAAUCCAAUCCAAAGGUGAACUGGCUUUAAAAAUCAAAGCGGACCCUGACAAGCCAAACCCGGCCCGGUCGCUGUGGCGUCUGAACCCUUGUAUCCACGGAGGUCGUAAGGGGAGGGUCUGCUGUGGCGUUUGUGGAAAAAGCUUCUAUGACAAAGGAACACUGAAGAUCCACUACAAUGCUGUCCAUUUGAAGAUCAAACAUCGCUGCACAGUGGUGGGCUGCACCAUGGUCUUCAGCUCGCUGCGAAGCCGAAACCGUCACAGCGCCAACCCAAACCCACGGCUACACACCAGCGGCAGCAGAGACGCACAUACCCAUAGAAACACACACUCUGAGACACACAAAAGGGAACAAGAGACCAGCAACAUACUUCAGCAACAGGAUGAUGAUGCAUACAAAUUAGCACACAUACACACCCUUAGAAAGGGGUUGAACAGUCAUACAAACCCCCACCAUGGCAGCCCACACAGCCCUUCCCCUCAAGUUGACUCCCCUCCUCCCUCUCCUCACCCUCUAGUCCUGAACACCAAGCAGAAUGACUCCGCCUACAGAUCUGACCUGCACCCCCAGGUACCGCCGCAUCCUCCUCCUCCCCUCCACCUAGCUCACAGAACAGUGGGCUCACCUCCCUCCCUCAUCCCCCUGGUUGUUCCUGCGGCAGGUCAAACUGAACAUUGUCGACCCUUGCUCAGCCUCAACAACAACCACACUGCACCUGCUCCCCUUCCUGACCACUGCCCCGUCACCAUGGCAAGCCGCAACAGUCAGUAUGGUUGCAAUGAAGGAAGACGAGGAGAGCUGACCAAUCAGCAGCGGCAGUGGGAGUCAGGUGACCACUUGCCAAAGAAGAAGCCCAGAAAGUCCAGCAUGCCAGUGAAAAUAGAAAGAGAGCUUGAGGGGAGGAGUGACGAGGAUGAGUGUUAAAGGUCUGCAGUGUUUUCUAGUAGCUAAACAUGCCAGUUACAGAGAUAUGAUUAAAUUUCAACAACAUCUACCCCCCCAGGCACAGCUUGACAAGUUUUGUCUUAAAACAGCCACUGUAAAGAGGAUAGCCCUUUUUAAUUUAGGUGACUGCCCCUCUGUUCUCCCCACUCCCAGAAAACAUUUUAUAUGUUUGCAUUCUUUAAAGAAAACAAUGUAUAAUUUGUAUAUUCUGUCCCUGCUCACAUACCAUUGCUUUUUCUCUGCCAUGAUAAAUCUGUAGUCAGCAGCAUGAUGCUCUGUGCAGGGG
Molecule: messenger RNA, 1993 nt
Organism: Seriola aureovittata
Lineage: Eukaryota; Metazoa; Chordata; Actinopteri; Carangiformes; Carangidae
Product: zinc finger protein basonuclin-2
Exons: 7
Coding region: 1-1686 (561 amino acids)
Biological process (GO): regulation of DNA-templated transcription
Cellular component (GO): nucleus
Source: RefSeq, a predicted model, not a curated record